Molecule: messenger RNA, 3227 nt
Organism: Solea solea (common sole)
Lineage: Eukaryota; Metazoa; Chordata; Actinopteri; Pleuronectiformes; Soleidae
Gene: nmnat2
Product: nicotinamide nucleotide adenylyltransferase 2
Exons: 11
Coding region: 116-1039 (307 amino acids)
Biological process (GO): NAD+ biosynthetic process
Cellular component (GO): Golgi apparatus
Molecular function (GO): nicotinamide-nucleotide adenylyltransferase activity; nicotinate-nucleotide adenylyltransferase activity
Source: RefSeq, a predicted model, not a curated record
GCCCUCUGCCGCAGCCUCUCUCUCGCUCUCUCUCUCUCUCUCUCUCUCGCUGCAGAUACAAACAAACGAUCACCGGAACACACAGAACCGGCAUCGGACCGGGACCGAAGAAACCAUGACAGAAACGAGCAAAACCCACGUGAUCCUGUUGUCCUGCGGCAGCUUCAACCCCGUGACCAAAGGACACGUUCAUAUGUUCGAAAAGGCCAGAGAUUAUCUUCACAGAAGUGGACGCUUCAUCGUGAUUGGAGGGAUCAUCUCACCUGUGCACGACUCCUACGGCAAACCUGGCCUGGUGUCCAGUCGUCACCGUCUGACCAUGUGUCAGUUGGCCGUCCAGGCAUCCGAUUGGAUCAGGGUUGAUCCCUGGGAGUGUUACCAGGACACGUGGCAGACGACCUGCAGUGUGCUGGAGCAUCACCGUGACCUCAUGAAGAGAGUCACCGGCUGUAUUCUGUCCAACGUCAACACACCGUCCAGCACUCCUGUGAUUGGUCAGCCACAGAACCAGACUCCACCCAUCUACCACAACCAAAACAGCGUGAAUCACAAACCGACUGCCAUCAAAGUUUGGGGGAAACUCAGUGAGAGUUUGGGAAAAAUGUGCUGUGUUCGUCCGAACAUCGACCGUUUCACAUUCAUCGAUGAAAACGCUAACCUGGGCCCUGCCAUGAGGUACGAGGAGAUCGAGUUGCGUAUCUUACUCCUGUGUGGCAGUGACCUCCUGGACUCCUUCUGCAUCCCUGGUCUGUGGAAGGACAGUGAUAUGGAGGUCAUCGUCGGGGACUUUGGGAUCGUCGUUGUUCCUCGAGACGGAAACGAUACGGAAAAAAUCAUCAACCAAUCAUCUGUUCUCCGCAGAUACAAGGACAACAUCAUUGUGGUGAAGGACGUCACAUAUCAUCCUCUGUCCAUUGUCAGCUCCACUAAGAGCAGACUGGCCCUGCAGCACGGUGACGGCCAUGUUGUGGAUUAUCUGAGUCAAUCUGUGAUCGAUUAUAUUCUCCAGACUCAACUGUACAUCACUGCAUCAGGAUAAACCCUGUGUGUGUGUGUGUGCGUGAGAGUGUGUGAGCGAGAGAGUGUGUGAGUGUGUGUGUGAGAGAGUGUGUGUGAGAGUGUGUGAGUGACAGGUCAUCAUUGGUUGAGGCUGAUCACAAAUAUAAAAAGGGGCGGGGCUUAGAGUGGCCUGUUAUUAUUGUGCUCCUGAUGAAAGUCUGAACUCUACCACCAGGGGGGUAUUCCAUCAACGUAGCUAAGAAUUGCCAGACUUAGGUGUAAGCUUGAAGCUUGACUAAGCUCCACUUCCCAAUCUAGCUCCAAGUCGUUCCAUCAAGUGAAAUCAGCUGGCUCCACCUGACGCUUAGUCAAGCCUCACCUGUUAAGCCUCAACUUGUGCACGCCCACAGGGAAAAUAAAAAGCCCAUUCUAGUCGAGCGCGAAAAAUGCCGAAAAGCAAGGGAAAAGGAUGUGCAGAGAUGUUCUCCGCAGUGGAGCAAACCCUCCUCAUGGAGGUAUAUGAGGAUUACAGCCACAUAAUCUGAAAGAAGGGCAAUACCGCGGCAAUCGAGGGAUGUGGCGGGGCAGAAUAUUGCCGACAGGCUGAAUGCGUAAGUGACAAAGAAAAUGAAGUAUUUCAGCAUCAUCAUGUUAUAUAAAUUCUCCAUCAAAGGGACAAAAUAUAUGGAGACAAUAAUCUACCAAUUGAUUUCUUGAUGGUUUUUGUUUUAAACUAAUCAAUUAUGUGGACCUAUUAAUGCAACCAAAUCCCUAAAAUUUAAAGGAAAAUCCCCAAAGAAUAAAAAGACAGCCCUAAUAAGUAACAUUCAUAUGAACAUAAUUAAAAUAGCAUUAUUGUUUCACUGCAAUGUAUGUGAAAUUCUCCAUAUUUUAUCAUUUGGCAGCCCUAGUAGUAAUGUUAGAAAGUGAUAUUCAUCACAUUUAUCAACUAAAUGUUAUGCAAAUCGAUGGGAUAGCUUUCAUUUAUUUCCUGCAUGGCCAAUUGUAUAGAAUUGAUAUCAUUUUCAUUUAAGCCUGUCAUUUUUACAUGCUGUAUUUGUGCUACUUCUGUAUUUUGUCCCAGAUGCUAUAUGUUGAAUUGUUGUAUUUUUAUUUUAUUUUAUGUAAAGCACUUUGAAUCACCUUGUGCUAAAAUGUGCUAUAUAAAGUAGCCUUGCCUACAUUUUUGAUAAUAAUAGGCUACAUUUAAUCAAAGUAUUUUACAUGACUCAUCACAUUUAUCAUACAAUUGAUGGUAGAUUAUUACAUGAAGAAAUGCAAUGAUGGUUAUCAUUCUAUAGGAAAUAAUCAUAUGACAGAUAUAUUGAUUAUUUGUCUAGAAUCAUUUUAGCAAAUCAAGCAAUUCAAUGGAGAUGAGGACCCCUAUUACAGUAAGUGAAUGCAGGUGACAGCAAAUCAAUCAUCUAUCUCCUAUCAAUCGGAGGCCCUAACCCUUGUUACAUCAAAAGAAUGAUGAUCUCUUUAAAUUUCCUUUUAUUAUAUUUUUUUGCUAAUUAGUUUAAUUUUGUAUUUAUGUGUGUCUUAUUCUUUAUUAUAUUUUAUUUUGGUAAUAAUGUUCUUUCAUGUACUUGUAGAUAAUAUAUAAUUAUUAGUAUAAAUCAUUUCUUUAAUACAUUCUAUUAUAUAUUUUAUGUUUUACAUAUUAUUUUAUCAUUCCAUGACAGUUGUGUGUCUCUGUUUCUGUCUAUUGGACAUUCUUUGGACAUAGAUGGUGCUAAGCUUCACUUUUAGCCUGCUACAGACCAGGUUUGCCCGGCAGCAUAAGUUACCAUGGUUACUUGGCUGGCAUUCACAUUAGCCACCUUGGUGGAACAGGGUUGAGGCUCAGAUUGAUGGAACGGAAACCUGAGCCACAGUUAUGGCUUAGCCAUGGUUGAGGCUUAGCCAGAGUCAUAGUUUCCAUGGUUACUGAGUUGGGGCUAAUCUCAGCCUCUUUGAUGAAACCGCACUCUCACUCAUAUUAACCAGACUUGGCCAUUUAAGCUUGGCUUUGCCUUUAGCCUGCUUGAUGGAAUACCCCCCAGGAGGCGCAUCUGUGAUUGUUGAACUUUUUCUAUUUAACACAUAUUUAUUUUCUGUUGUUGUUGUUUUCCUCUGCAUGUUCUCUGUUUGUUUCUGGCAUGAAAAUAAUGACUCAGUUAAUCAGUGAAAUAACAAUGUGUUGUAAUGUGUUUGCAAAAAACAAAAUAAAAGCAUAGAUAAAUAAA